Prionailurus viverrinus (fishing cat) is the source of this 1180-nucleotide messenger RNA. It is a transcript of the gene EDARADD, whose product is annotated as EDAR associated via death domain. The coding region runs from base 191 to 841 and encodes 216 amino acids. Gene Ontology annotation, molecular function: protein binding. Gene Ontology annotation, biological process: signal transduction. The transcript has 8 exons. The record is from RefSeq and is a predicted model, not a curated record. NCBI's taxonomy places the organism in Eukaryota, Metazoa, Chordata, Mammalia, Carnivora, Felidae.
GGGGCCUCCCGCCGGAAGGCGGGGCAGGGGGCCGGCAGAACCCGGGAACUACAGCUGCGGAGGCCGCUCCGCCUCCCUGGGACUUCGGGCUCCACGGCGGCAAAUGAGGCAAGAGGGUAGAUCUAGUUCCGGUUACUCUGCUUUGGUUGCAAGGUAAAGUUGAGACUAAGACACCAAUCUAGAGAGCGCCAUGGGCCUCCGGACCACUAAACAGAUGAGGAGAAGCACAAAACAAGCCUCUGGUCACCACGAGGAUCAUAUGGCAAAGGAGCCAGUGGAAGACACGGAUCCUAGCACUUUAUCCUUUAACGUGUCAGACAAAUACCCCAUUCAAGAUACAGGACUCCCUAAAGCUGAGGAAUGUGAUCCAAUUACUUUGAACGGCCCAACAAAUUCUGAUGCACCACAUGAGGGAGAAGAAAACGGCUUUCCAGACAGUACUGGAGAACCCCUUUCAGAUAUAAGCAGAGGCGAGUCCUGCAGGGAGGACUGCACUUGUUCCGCCUGCUCGCUCCGGGCCCCCACCAUAAGUGACUUACUCAAUGACCAGGACUUACUAGACGUCAUCAGGAUAAAGCUGGAUCCGUAUCACCCGACAGUGAAAAACUGGAGGAAUUUUGCAAGCAAAUGGGGCAUGCCCUAUGACGAACUGUGUUUCCUGGAGCAGAGGCCUCAGAGCCCCACCUUGGAGUUCUUGCUCCGGAACAGUCAGAGGCCGGUGGGCCAGCUGAUGGAGCUCUGCAGGCUCUACCACAGGGCCGACGUGGAGAAGGUCCUGCACAGGUGGGUGGAUGAGGAGUGGCCCAAGAGGGGGCGUGGAGACCACCCCAGGAACUUCUAGACCUCUCCGCUUCCCGCUGGCCUCUUUGGACAUUGAAACAGCCACAGGUUAAGGAGGAAUGUGGAUCUGUUCUUUCUUAAGGGUUUAGGAUGAGGACACAUGACAGUGGACAUUGGUUUUCCCCAAAGCUGGUGGUUUGUUUUUUUUUUUUUUUGGAGGGGUAGGUUGUGUUUUGGUGGUGGAUUUUUGUUUGUUUAGUUUUGCACAUCUGUUUUAAUUUAACAUUUGAAUCUGGAAUUGGGAAAAAUACUUUGUAGACUCACGUAGGGACCAGGGCCAAAGACUACAAUCAGAAUGGACUCGUGCCAUGAUGAAAAUAAAAUUAUCCUCUCCCUUAAA